CACUAAAUAUAGAAGGUUUGGAUGUCUUGGAAAUACCUGGUGGAACGACUAGUGUUUUGCAGCCACCUGAUGUUUCAGUAAACAAGCCUUUCAAAAGUGGAAUGAGAAAAAGAUGGGAAGAAUGGAUCGAAAAAGGAAAAAAAGAAUUUACUACAAAAGGAAAUCGCAAAAAAGCUUCAUAUGAACUUGUUUGUGAAUGGAUAUCUGAAACAUGGAAAGAAAUUAGUUCAAAUGUUUUAGUCAAAUUUUUUGAAUCAACUGGUCUUACUUUGAAUUCUGAUAAUAGCAAAGAUCACAAGAUGUUACAUCGUCUCCAGACAAUUAUCGAAAACCGUCUAGAUAAUAUUGAUAAAGAUGAAGAAAGUAUACGUUUAGAGGAUGAAGAGAAUAAAAAUAUAAUGAAUAUGGAUAUGGAUGAUAUAGAUAUGAAUAGCAUGAAUAUAUACGAUGAUAUGGAUGAUAUAGAUAUAAAUGGUAUAAAUAUAGAUGAUGAUAUAGAUGAUAAUAUGGUGUAUAAUAAAAAUUCAGUGAAUGGUGAGGAUAUAAUGGAUAAGUACAUAACAGAUAAAGAGUAUAAUG
This is a messenger RNA of Acaulospora morrowiae, 579 nucleotides long. Lineage: Eukaryota; Fungi; Glomeromycota; Glomeromycetes; Diversisporales; Acaulosporaceae. The record is from the annotation of a GenBank genome assembly.